This is a messenger RNA of Prorocentrum cordatum, 1439 nucleotides long. NCBI's taxonomy places the organism in Eukaryota, Dinophyceae, Prorocentrales, Prorocentraceae. The record is from the annotation of a GenBank genome assembly.
AUGGCGAGCACCGAGGGGAGCAGGGCCGGCUGCGGGCGCCCAGCCUUGCCCACCGACGGCUCACGGCCAGAGCGGACAGCCAAGGACCAGGACCCCGAGCGUAGGCGAGCGCUCGAGCUGCAGUGGGCCCUGGAGUGGGCCCUGACGACCUUCACAGGGCACUGGAUAGAGGACCCGCAAGUUUUGGAUGACGACAGAGACGCGCUCCACUGGCGGAGGCACUGCGUCCCGUAUGUCGAUCACUACCUCUCGCACCCUGCGAUGGCGCUUCUCGUCCACGGGCGCGCCCAGCAUGACGGCCACGGGAACAUGGCCACGGCGCAGCUGGACAUGGCGAUGGAGAUUUGCGACCAGGCCUUCAGACAGCGUCGAUCCUACAGGAUGCGCUAUUGGGCAUGGCUGCGCAUGCUGGAGGCGCGCGCCGCUGCGCGGCACAGCCUCAACCUGGUCUUCCGCAACGCUGCUUCCGCGGAGGAUCGCGCCCGCCCACUGCGGGAGAAGGCCCUCGAGGGCCAGGAUGCCUCGAUCCUCGAGCUCGACGGCUUCGACGACCUCGGCCGCGUCAAGAUCAUUAUGGCCACCAACCGCCCCGACACGCUGGACCCCGCGCUCCUGAGGCCUGGCCGCCUGGACCGCAAGGUCGAGAUCAGCCUUCCGAACGAGCAGGCCCGAGUCGACAUCCUCAAGAUCCAUGCGGGCCCCAUCACCAAGCAUGGCGACAUCGACUGGGAGGCAAUCGUCAAGCUUACGGACAGCUUCAACGGCGCAGAUAUGCGGAACAUUUGUACCGAGGCGGGCAUGUUCGCCAUCCGUGCCGACAGGGACUAUGUCGUCGAGGAGGAUUUCAUGAAGGCCUCGAGGAAGAUCUCUGACAACAAGAAGCUCGAGGCGAGAGAAUGGCAUCGUGAGCAUCACGGGUCAGUACCUCCUCGAGGACGGAGGCCGAAGGCAUGGGGCCUCCAGGGAAGAGGGCUCGACUGCCCGUGCCAGGGGAAGCUCGACUACGAGAAGGUGUGAGCACGUCUGGGCACUGGCCCCAGGACUCAGCGGCGAGCGAGGGGGGGAAGGUGAGAAGGAGGAGGCCUGCUCAGCAGGCGGCGGGGCCCCUCCAGAAGCCCUCGCGCCUUCUCAGAAGUUGUCUGCGUGCUCGGGGGAGGCUUCGCCAACUUCUCAGAAGGCCGGGGUGACUGCCGAGCCUUCUGAGAAGGCCCGCCUCUUCCCACUUCGCCCAGGCUCGCCGCCGAUGGCUGUCCCUCGUCCUCGUUGUCAUCGUCACCCUCCCCCGUCCCUUGCAGGUUCCGCUCGGACGAUGGGGGAGGACCUCCCCGCCCCCCGCGUGCCACGGCCGUGCGGCCCGGCGCGUGUGGCCGUUGCGCCCGACGCCCGCGCCUCGCGCCCGCAGACGGCCGGAGAGGGGCCCUCCGCUGGCUUCGAAAGCU